Molecule: messenger RNA, 2651 nt
Organism: Oncorhynchus mykiss (rainbow trout)
Lineage: Eukaryota; Metazoa; Chordata; Actinopteri; Salmoniformes; Salmonidae
Product: GDP-L-fucose synthase
Biological process (GO): nucleotide-sugar biosynthetic process
Molecular function (GO): GDP-L-fucose synthase activity
Source: RefSeq, a predicted model, not a curated record
UUGUUCUCUAAGUGUUGCUCACAGGUAGUCUAUAAGAGCGACUCCACCUUGCUUCUGCGGCUUACCUGUUGAUAGUUAGUGUGCAAGACAUUGGGAGAGCCUAUGCCUCAUUUAUGUACUUGAGCGUUCAGAAAUAGGAUCUAAUACCGACUUUAUCCGAGGAGGAAAAUUCUAACGAAUAAUUUUACAGUGAGAGAUGGAUUCGCAGACGAAGACUGAGCCGAUGCGCGUGCUCGUCACGGGCGGAUCUGGAUUGGUCGGGAAGGCCAUCGAGCACGUGGUGAAACAGGAAGGCGGCUGUCUCGAGGGCGAGCAGUGGACCUUCCUGUCCUCCAAAGAGGCCAACCUCGUUUGUUCUGCCAGAGAUCUACAACAGACAAGAGCAGUGUUUGAGAAGUAUCGGCCCACCCAUGUCAUCCACCUGGCUGCCAAGGUGGGAGGACUCUAUCUUCACAUGAAGGAGAACCUACACUUUCUGAGGGACAACCUUCGCAUCAAUGACAACGUGCUGCAGACGUCUCACGAAAGGGGCGUCACCAAGGUGGUGUCCUGUCUGUCCAGCUGCAUCUUUCCUGACAAGACCACAUACCCUAUUGAUGAGAGCAUGAUCCACAAUGGGCCCCCACAUGACUCAAACUUUGGCUACUCACAUGCCAAAAGAAUGAUUGAUAUUCAGAACAGGGGAUACUUUGCGCAGCAUGGGCGUCGCUACACCGCCGUAAUCCCGACUAACGUGUAUGGUCCCUAUGACAACUUCAACUUUGAAAAUGGUCACGUGCUCUCAGCGCUCAUGCAUAAGACAUACGCUGCUAAAAAGGAGGGAACCCCACUACAGGUGUGGGGCUCCGGAACACCCAGGAGACAAUUCAUCUACUCUCUGGAUGUUGCACGUCUGUUCCUCUGGGUGCUGCGGGAGUAUGAUGAGAUUGACCCCAUCAUUCUCUCUGUGGGGGAGGAGGAGGAGCUCCCCAUCAAGGACGCCGUAGAGAUGAUUGCAGAUGCCCUGGACUUCAAAGGUCAAAUAGUUUUCGACACCAGCAAGUCAGACGGUCAGAUGAAGAAGACGGCCAGCAACGCCAAGCUGCGACGCUACCUCCCUGACUUCACCUUCACGCCGCUCUCUGAAGGUAUCAAGAAGACCUGUGAUUGGUUCGUGAACAAUUACGACAUAGCCCGAACAUGAAGACCAAUGAAGGUCGAGACAUGAAUAUUGUUUAAUGAAAAAGAUCAGGGCUACAUCUCAAUACUAUUACUGUGCCUUCCAAGUCUUGUGUCCUUGUCUUCAUGCCAACUGAUUAGUGAAAGUUCUGGAUAGGUUUCACCAUGUGGCCGGUUAAGUUCUGUCAGAUCAGUGGGCAUGAGGUAAAGGCACACAGGACUCACAAUACCCCACCUUGUUGUUCUCCCCAGAACUGUCUGGCAACCAUUUUGGAUCCUUUCUCCUCUAUUUGCACCGUUGAUGUCAGGGAUUGACAUUAAGGUUUGAAAGGCUCUUGCCCAUUGGACAGCAGUUUGUUUGUUGGUUGCCUGGUGAUUACUGUCACUUGACAGAACAUUUUAAAGUAAUUGUUUACAAGCAAAAUGGUCACAGGGAUACUUUGAGAUUUUGGCAAUGAGGCCCAUUAUCUACUUCCUCAGAGGCUGUUGAACUCCUGGAUACCAUUUGUAUGUCUCUUUGUCCAGUAUGAAGGAACUUAGAGGUCAUUUUGUGAGCCAAUGCUAACUAGUGUUAGCACAAUGACUGGAAGUCUAUGGGUAUCUGCUAGCAUGCUAUGAAGUAGAAAAAUCAGUUUGAAUGCGUAACUUUUGCAGCGCAAUGAGACCCUUCUACAACCUGGUUGUAAGCAUACCGGCUCUGGAAGACUCAGAUUUAGACACACAGCUCACAAUCGAGAGCCAUAGGAUAUAGUAUUGUCUGGUGCUCUGCUCACCCUGACCAAUAGUUAUACUUCCUGUGUAGCAGGACCAAAAAAAUGUAAGUGUAGCCCCUAUGUUAGGCUACUGAAAUUCAGUUUUGAAAAAUCCCCUGCCAAAUGGGGCAACCACAGAACAGGUUCAACUUGUCUGGAUGCCAUAAAUUGUCCGUCUUUCACUUAAACAAUGGGGAGGAAGCAGAAAAAUCCCCUGGGGAAACCUCAGAGCAGGUUCAACUUGCCCGACUGCUCAGUUCAUUUGCUCCAAGCAAUAGGGCAACCCUUAAUCAUGUCCUCCAUUACAUGUCCUUCCCUGAUGGUGUCUGAACUGGUCCAGCCACCUGAUCCCCUACAGUAUGACUACCAGUUACUAUCAGCAAUACUGCAGGGUCAUGUGUUUACACUCAAAUACAUCACAUUAUUUUAAUAUCUAACAUAUAUAGUUGAAGUGUAUGAUCUAUUUGUGAUUGAAUAUUGACAAAAAUAUGAAUGGGCUUUUUCUUGAUGUAAGAAUGAGGUGUCAGUCGUUGAGAGUGAAGCUGAAUGACAUGUUUUCUCACUACAAAACAACAAGUAUAAGCCUACAGUAACGUAGCCUGGAUCUAAACAUUGGAGCCAACUGUUUCUCAUCAUUCACUGGCCUCGGUCCACACUGCAGAUCAUAAUGCUGGUUUGUGUUAAAGGAUUGUGAUUUAUCUGGGAUGAACAUAUCAGCAACUAAUAUAAAGUCAACUUCCU